GAGGGGGAUAUAAAUCGAUAGGCAUACUAACCAAUAGCAUCUUUGAUAUGAUUUCCAACAUAUGCGAUAGGUUUGCAAUGUUUACAUGAACGUGACGCAAUAAUUCCACGUGUCCGCAAAAACAUACUAUGAAAUCAAUACUCUCCUGAGAGUGUCAGUCCAAAGUGAGGACUAUAAUCUUGAAAUCAGAUUACAAUAGCCAGCCGGCAGUGACCUCAAAGAGAGUUUCUCCUCAAUGCAACAUGUGGAGCAAGCACAUCGGUGGCAUUUGUUCAUUUCAAUUGGAGGAAGCAACCAAAAAGUGGAGGACUGAAAUGACUCGCAGACAACUUGUGAAUAGCAAUAGACUUUUAUCUCGCUGGGGCAAAUACUUCUCGAUUAGAUGUGAUUCUGCUCGACGAAAUUAUGUAAUAAAAUGCCUCAUAACCCGUGGGUUCAUAUUGUUUUCGGUUACGCAAUUGAAUUCGUAGCCUUAAACCCGAAGCGCUGACAGGCCAGUGUCAACUUAAGAAAAACGACCACCGUAGUCAUGGAUUUAAAACCUGAAAGCGUGACUCAUCUGUAACAAUAACCUGUUGCAGUUACUUCACUUUGCUGGUAGGAAGCUGUCACGACAUAUCAAUUGGUAAUAUUAGGAGGGUCGGUCGGGCGAGUGGCACCCAAAUCGGAAAGGGUCCGUUGAGAGGUCAUAAAAAGCACUUUUGGCCCACAAAAUGUCUUGUAGUCAUAAAGGUUGGUCUGCGUUCGUGCAAUGUUUCUGUAGAAAGUCAACUAUUGCUCUUGCAUGCAUACUACAUCCUCCUUUAAAGAUUGGUAACAGGCUCUCAGCGAUUUGUCAGGCAUAUGGCACAAUAUAUACCCUUAAAGACAAAAAAUGUAUGCCAUUUAUUUUUUUGUCCACUUUAAAUUCAUGCAUCCAAAACAGCCACCCUUCUCUCAAACCUACUUGUCUGACUUCCUUUAUUCCUUCCUUCCUUCCUUCACUUACAACUGUUUUAAUUCCUGCAUCCGUACAGCCUUCCUGUCAUCGCUUACACCUGCUUUUAUUACAUUUUUUAUUUUCCAUCCUUCUGUUCUUUGCUUAAAACAAAUUUUUGUAUGCCUUCCAUCCUUUGGUACCUGUCCGAUACUGCUUUAGAAUUCAAUGUCUUUGUUCCAGACUCAAAUUAUUGUGUAUACCUGUACUUUUCUUUUCAUGCACCGUGUGGAAGCGUCAAUAACUGCAAAAGCAAUACUUGCUCGGGCAAACGUCGCCGUCGUUUUGAGUGUUGUGGUCACACUCCUGCAAUGAAUUUCGCAACGUGGCGCCAGGGCGAUUCGUCUGGGGACAAAUGCGCAACUUGUCAAGACCCGCGUCGAGCUCAUACGUCUCCGUUUCCACUCGCUGAAGAGUUGACCCAAGGUGGACUGCCCUAUCCAAGGGACUGUCUCUUCUCAUUUUAGUGAGAAGGAGCGUUGGUGCUUGCGGGGGGGAGAUUUGUUUUCCUCUUAUCACCCGCCACAUGGUGGUCAGGGGUCCCAGGUCAACCACAGGGGCUCAGUGUCUCGUUUGACAUCUUGUAAGCACAGUGGGAUGUUUGCGCACACAGCUGCUUGGAACCUAGGCUUGUGCUACAAAUAAGCAAUAUAACACGGGAGGGAGUGAUGUUGUCCCGUGCAGUAUAUCAUCACAGCUGGGAUUCAGUCCUUCCCAGUUAAAAUGGAUAGUUGACUUCUAAAGCCGUCAAUGGCAGUGAAUGUGUCCACAGUAAUAAGAGACCCAAAAAAAUUGUAAUUUUCCUCUUGACUUAAUCAGUUAUUCGGCUUUGCCAACACAAAUAGCGGCCAACAGUGGCCGCAGAGUUGGCCAUGAGUUCGACAUGCUAACUAAUCCAAGCGUCAGCGUUGACAAAAGAAAAUGAAACCAAUGAAGCUUGUUUUACUGUUUCACUUUCAUGGAACAAGUUGGACAAUUAGUCCACUUCACAUACUUUGAUCAAAUGUUAUCUCUGGAAAGGUUUCUAACAACCCAGAGUAAUGUGAGAUAACCACUGACUCUUCACGUAGGCCAAAUUAACGGUUUAGAAAACCUGUGAGGCGGAGUGUUGUUGUACUUUAUAUCAUCACUCAUGGAAUGACACUUGUCCAAUCAAAUCCCUUGGCCCGAACUACCUGAUGCACAAACCCCGAUUCUAAUGAAGUUGGGAUGUUGUGCAAAACGUAAAUAUAAACAGAACACAAUGAUUUGCAAAUCCUUUCAAACCUAUAUCCAAUUGAGUACAACAUUUCAUGUUCAAACUGAUGAAAAAGGAUUUGCAAAUCAUUGUGUUCUGUUUUUAUUUGUUUUACACAACAUCCAAACUUCAUUGGAAUUGUGUUCUGUAUAAAUGUGUUUAGAGCGUGUAAGAGAGGUAAAACUAUUUUGAAAAUAAAAUGUUUUUCAUGCUCUCUCUAUAUUGUGGCUUUUCACCGAUAGUGGGUGGGUCUCCAAUGUGUCACCCAUGAUGAACGAGGUUCACUGUAUUCCUUUAAGAAUGCAUCGCUUAACGUCUCCUGGUGAACUUUAUGUAAAGGGAAUGUCUGAAAUAGAAGCUGUGUUUGCUUUUACAGCACCAUGCUUAUGCAUUUAUACAAGGCGCCACAGCAAAAUGAAUAGAAAAAGCAUUUCAAGUCAUUCUUCAACCCUCUUGACAGGCCAAGAAAAACAGGGCUGGGCUGCUGCGUGAGCCUCAGCGCAGCAAAAUGAAGCAGUCUGCCACCAUAAAUAAUACACAAUGUGACUUAUGCACAAGCGUGAACAUACGUUACAUAAUAGUUGACAAAGGAGACAUGACAAUCGCCAAAUCACACUAAGCCUGGAAAGAAUGAGCAGUUAUACGCGAGAUAGAAGAAUAUAGGCUAAACGUAUUAAUAUAAUCACAUUUAAAAGCAUAUAAGCAAAAAAAAAACCAAAAAAACAACAACAACAAAAUAAAACAAAACAAAAAAAAAGAGCAUAUGACACUAAAUUCUAAGAUUGUACUGUCACUGAGCAUUCAUCUACCUUUGCGCUGUAAUGUUAAACAAAUGAUCCAGGGACCAUCAGGAUCUCCUGGACUGAACCCUCUAGCCCUCCGAUUCCUCACUCGAAGCCUGCAGGCAAGGAAUUACAAAUAGAAGAAAACCGUCACUGUCAGCACGCAAAAGUUAGCGGAUCGAUGCAAAGAGAUAAGAAAGAGGAACAGUUCACAAACAAGGUUAGGACACAGCAGGUCCUCAUACAAAAGGCCAAGUUCAUGUGGCUACUGCCACUGUCAUGUGACACCAGUGGGGCUUUGUCGAGAUGUUUUGGCAUACACUUCGGUGUGGAUGCAUUCAUCAAAACGUACGCUGUAGUGACGUAAGAAGUCAGUUGAGAGAUUCCUCCCAGGUGGGAACACCGACAGACGAGGUGGACGCGUGCAGAUCGUGAGCUCUGCCUCGGCUUUGUGUUUGCGGAGCUCCUUUUUGGAGACGUGGCACUCGGAAAUUCGGACAGACAGACACAAAUAAAUGGGGGCUGCAUGACUCAGCCAGAUGUGUUGAAACAAAAAGUGCUCACUGUAUAGCGAGUCCAGCUUGACUUUGAUUCAAAGUAGCAUGAGCAACAAUUCACUUUUUCUUUUUCUUUUUUCUUUUUUGCUCCUGGACUCCCCCUGCGGAAUUUACUAGCUACUUGGUAAAUACUGUACAAGCAACAGUAAACAUGGCUCAACAUUAGCAAAAGUAGCAUAAACUAGGGGUCGCACAACUAAAGAUGUUUUGUAGUCGAUGCUAAUGCGAUGAAAGUCGAGUUGAAGUCGCUUCAUCAAUUAGGUCAUUGUUAUUUGUCAGCAAAGUAUAGCAGUUUCCAACGUGCUUUGUGUUUUUAUUGUAUUUGAGGACUGACUUGUAUAUUUUGUAAGUGACCGUUUUACUCGUCUCAUUUUUUGGUCAAAUGUGACGCCGGUAUGGUAACGCGAGUUAUAAGCGACACAAGUGUAUGAUGUUGCUCCGUGUUGUAUCGUACAACUUCAACGAUGGAUAAAUCUCUCGUCAGCACACAGAUGUUGUCUGCGCAGUACUGGAGAUAGCAUUUUGGCAACAAAGACGGAGCUUCAAUUCACGACGCUGCCCUCAUUCCUUGUCGCCGAGACUACAUUAGCUGAAGCUUGUGACCGAAAUGUGAUCAUCGUAUUUCCUUGAUCGACUGUGGGGAGGAAAAGAAAAAAACAUCAUCUCAUAUGCAAAUGGUCCCUCAGUAUACAGUAUAAGGACCAGAAAAAUUCCAAAAAGGAGCUUUUAUCAAUCCCGAUCUCUUCGCUCGCUUAUGUCAUAGUCGGAUCAUGCUGUUAUGUCAUACGGAAAUAGCAGCGGGUUACUUGCGAAGCACAUUCAAGGAACAUGGGAGCUUGACAUAUACGUUGUCUCAGACCUGUGAAAUUCUUAGAGGCCCCGCGGGCACUGUCAAGUCUUCGAUAGCGCUCUCAAGGAUUUUAACAGCCUACUGAAGAAUUAUUCCCAAACUCAAGUUCCCUUCUUUUUUAAAAUCCUGUAUACCAUUUCUAUUAUAUUUAUUGCAUCUGGGUGGAUUUUCCGUCAUGAUCGCAAGACAUGUCAUGUGAGUCACCAGUGGACAGCCUGUACAACCCGUUGAGACGUGUUUAGGCUUAAUUUAGCCCUUUCAAAUUCCAGCUUUUAAUGAUCACUGUGGACACAUGGUUGCGGGAGGGCCUGUCUCAUUCACCUGAGUCCAGGAAUGACUCGAGUGCGUCAUGCUGGAGAUGUAUUGAUGAAAAAGGGAAGGUAAAUAGCCCUUUGCUAUCGACGAUGGCACAAACAUGUCCCACUUGGCCUCUCGAUGACGGAUGGGGGGGGGGGGGGGGGAAGCCACAUCGCGUAAAAUGGGUCAAGCAAUUCCCUAGAAAAGUUUGUUUAGAAUGAGGUGAAUUGAAUUCAGACAUUCAGCUACUCUUGUAAAAAUGAGCAAAUGAAAGUAAAGUAACACUAUAGGUGGCAAGUACUGUAGACUAUUGGUCGGAGACAGCUGGUUAGCUUCUGCAAAAAUAAAGAAAUAAAUAAAAUUAAAAAAGGAGACGCGGCGGAGUCGCAUUCAAAGAGUCUGCUUGUCCUGUUUACACAGAACUUAUCAAGGGUGGUAAAUUCCAUGGUGGUGUGUGAAUAUAUAUAGCAAUAUGGCGUUUCAUAACAGGGGUGUGUCAACACAGGUGACGGUGCGGCGACGCCAGCAGCUGUCCUAAUUGCUAGGAAACGGAUCUUCGCCUGUAUGAGUGUCGUCGUCGUCGUCGUUGUUGUUUUUAACAUGGUUACAUCACAGCUUCAUUUUCAAUUUCCGUUGUCAAAGCUGGAGAAGAGUACCUAAAUAAUGAAUGUGUAGCAUUCCCAGGCGCUCGUAUUGUCAGUCAGUAUUUUGCACUUUAUGGCACCUUGUCCAUCCCCCAAACCCCCCUCCAGCUUUCUGGUCACAGGUGAUUGGCUGAGCAUUUGUUGAAGUUAUCUAAGGAAUCUUGGUGGACUGACUUUGGGUGUGAAUUGCUGCCGUGCGUCACUCGAACGACUACUUUGGUAAUAUACUCCCGCACCAGGAUAUGUGUUAGGAGGUUAAUCAUGCGGUUUUUGCUCACUUAGCGCAAUGAGAGCCUCAAUUGAUGUUUUUCCGAGCAAUAUUUCUAGGCUGCCAAACUGAAACAAGGCAAGGCAAAAGGUAGUCACUAAAUGGAUCAAAUACAAAAGUUUUUUGUUGAGACUUUCCAUAUUGCGGAAUUUUACUUUUUGCGCGUAGGCCUGGAACGUAUCCCUGCGAUGAAAUGGGGGUUCGACGUUAGGCUUAAAACCCACAAGUCCAAUUGAGGAUUCUCAAAGUUGACUGAAGUGGAGUCUGUCUGUUUGAACAUUACGAAGCCACGAGAUAAUGCCUCAUCCCUGACAUGUACACAACCUCGGGCACAGUGACAUCCCCCAACGCUGCGCUCUGAUUGGCAGAGCGGCGGCACAGCCUACCGUGGCUAGGACCAAGCAGUGCAGCUACCCAUGCGUGUGUAGGGACCAUCACUUGUGUGUGUGUGUGUGUGUGUGUGUGCAUGUGUGAUCACUUAGCUAGUUUGCAAAGGAAGGUCAUGUGACUUGUCAUGUGAUCACUUUAUGACGUGAUAUUGAAUUUUACCAGUAGCAGACAUGACAGAGCUCAUGAGUGUGUGAUGCUGCCCGAUGCAUAGGAUAAUACAAAAAUGAUAUUGUGUAGAAGUAUGGUGUGUGAGUGUGUGUGUGUGUGUGUGUGUGUUUGGAGCAGGGGUGGGAUGGUGGGGGGUAUGAGUGCGCUCAAAAGGAGAGCCCUGUCCUGAUUGGGUGACUGAGGUACUCCCUCCCCCCUUUUUAAAGCCUCCUUUCUCACCUGAGUUACAAAACAGUCGCAGCUCCUUGAUCCUUCACUUCGCAGUUACCGUCCGAGAAAAGAGGAGCGCACAAGAUUUAUUUUUCGUAGGAAUCUUCUGCCUAAUCUUGGUGAAAUCAUUUUUGGUUGGUUGGCUGAUGCAAGACUUUGCUGAAGCGGAGGAGGAGAAAUACGGAUCACAUAGUAUUGGGGAAAAUCACCCCAGGAGAAGUUCAAGGACCACAUUGCUGUUAAAGUGAGCAUUCGAAAACUCAUUCCGUUGUGAACAACUAUGGUGGAUCGGAUGGAGCUUAGGAAAGUCGCCGCGGAGGCUGACGACGACAGCACGGACAGUUUGGACGACCGUUUCACUGAGACCAUCGAUUCCGAAAAGGCCACCAUCAACAGUCAGUACCUGGAUGACAUCGACGAUGGAGAGAGCCAGAAGUUCCUGACCAACGGGAUGAUGAAGAAGAAGAAAUAUGAAGAGUACCAUGAAGAAUAUCAUCCGGGCCAUACAUCCUUUGGAAUGUCAGUAUUUAACUUAAGCAAUGCCAUAAUGGGCAGCGGGAUCCUGGGCCUGUCCUACGCCAUGGCCAACACAGGGAUUAUACUGUUUACACUCCUCCUCAUUGCCGUUGCCAUCCUCUCCUUGUAUUCUGUGCAUCUGCUCCUGAUGACAGCUAAAGAAGGAGGAUCCCUCAUCUAUGAGAAACUGGGAGAAAGGGCAUUUGGUUGGCCUGGCAAAAUAGCAGCGUUUGGAUCCAUUAUAAUGCAAAACAUAGGAGCCAUGUCGAGCUACCUCUUUAUUGUGAAAUAUGAACUGCCGGAAGUGAUUCGGGCAUUCUUGGGUUUAGAAGAAAGUACCGGUGAAUGGUACCUGAAUGGAAACUACCUGGUGAUAUUUGUGUCCAUUGGGAUUAUUUUCCCCUUGUCGCUGCUUAAAAACCUGGGUUAUCUGGGCUACACGAGUGGUUUUUCUCUUUCCUGCAUGGUGUUCUUCCUGGGAGUCGUGAUCUACAAGAAAACCCAGCUACCAUGCCCUCUUCCGUUUCUGGACCACCCGUCGGCCAACCUAAGCACGAACGCCUCACACAUGCCGGGCGUGUACGCGUUACACAACCGUUCGGAGCAGAUGGACUUCUCCCGAGCGGACGUGUCUCCGGCUGUAACGGACACCAACGCCGCUCACGCCUCCGCCGGCGUCCACGUCGAGCCGCACCGCGACGACGAGGACACGUGCACGCCCAAAUACUUCAUCUUCAACUCACAGACGGCGUACACCGUGCCCAUCCUGGCCUUUGCCUUUGUGUGCCACCCUGAGGUGCUGCCCAUCUACAGUGAGCUGAAAGAUCGCAGCAGGAAGAAGAUGCAGAAUGUCUCCAACCUGUCCAUCUUGGCUAUGCUCAUCAUGUACAUGAUGUCAGCACUAUUCGGCUACCUCACCUUUUAUGAAAAUGUGGAGGCGGAGCUGCUUCACACGUUCACCAAGGUUUACAAGUUUGACACCCUGCUACAACUGGUGCGUUUGGCUGUCCUCACUGCAGUCACGCUGACUGUCCCCAUUGUGCUCUUCCCUAUCCGUUCCUCCAUCACUACCUUGCUGUUCAGUGGCCGAAGUUUCAGCUGGCCUCGCCACAUGCUCAUCGCCGCCUGCAUCUUGUUCUUCAACAACAUGUUAGUCAUCUUUGUCCCGACCAUCAGAGACAUUUUUGGCUUCAUUGGUUCGUCGGCAGCCACCAUGCUCAUCUUUAUCCUCCCUGCCGCCUUUUACCUCCGCCUGGUGAAGACGGUACCGCUUCGCUCCCCUCAAAAGAUCGGGGCGGCCGUCUUUCUGGUCGUGGGAAUCGUCUUCAUGAUUGGCAGCCUGUCACUCAUCGUUCUCGACUGGAUCCACAAUCCACCAGGUUCCAGCGGGGGGCACUAAGCACACCCCGUCUCCGACCUCCCUGGAGCAACAUCUGGGAAGACGCUUCAGUCCCUCCUUAAGCAUAGAUUUACCACAAUAGCUGGACAUAUCAAGAUGUUCUUCAGACUUUUCAUGGGUUUUGCUGUAUUUUUGUAGGUUUUUCUUUUUAAAAAAGCUCUGGAAGUGCGAGAGGCAAGCAGACGCUCGAAAGCAUCAUCGUCACUGCUAUUUCCGAGCCGCGAAGAGUUUGAACGAACACACAUUUGUCACCUCCCGAACGGCCUUGCGCAGGGCGGCGAAGGCAAGCCCCUUUUUGCGCACUAAAAUGUGACAUUUGGGGUCGGAGUCUGCGGCCCUCCCGGACAACACGGAGCACUUCUUUUGCAUCACUUUGUGGCGUAUGACUAACACGUGUACACUCGCAGCCAGUCAGUGUCAUUUGCUGCUCUCUUCAAUGUGAACAAUCGAGGAACGAGGCUUGUCUGCAUGCACGUCCAGUAACAAUAACGCUAAAUCGACUGGUUUUAGCUUCACGCAAUCAACCAGCCCGAAGCUGUAUCUCUAACGACAUGAAGCAUUGGAGAUUUUUCCAGUAUUACAAUCACAAGGAGGUAUAUGUAUAUAAUUGUCUACUGAAUAAGUGAAUGUUGUACAUAAUACGGAGAAUCUGCUUCAGGCACUUGAUGUAUGGCUGGUCAACUAGAAAAAGCAUGUUAUUUUUUUUGUCAACAAUUGACAACUGAAAUGUUGUUGUUUUUUUAAGAUGCAGUACACAACACAGGCUCAAUCAUGACAGUGAGUAUUACAGUAGUAAAAUAUUUGCAACUCGUGCCAUAUGCUCAUGAAGGUGAAGUCAUACCGCAAAGAAUACUGUCGAACACAUUUUGAUACCAUGCCAAGUAUAUGACCCGUUUGUAAAAGGUCAAACAAGUUCAAUGUGCUUUUAACAUUAAUCUGUUACAUUCACAUCAAGGUUUAGUCAAUCGAUUAUUUUCUGUAUAAAAGUAAAAAUAAUUGGGCACGUCCACAAAUGUACUGGUGCCUUCACUGAAAUAAUCAGCAUUUUUAACCUCACUACUGUGGUUCAUCUUUUUAACUUGUGCCUUUCCAGACAUGAAUUGGCUUUUAUUUUCUGGUGCCUUUAAUAAGAACAUGAAUGAUGACAUUAAAUUCUCCUCUCUGUGUCGGAUGCCGCCAAAGUGGACAACAUUUACGGAUUCUUUGUGGAUCUAAAUACAUGAAGCAUAUAGAUAUUUCAGAUGAAAUAGUGUUUAUGGGCAUGCUUCUUUUUGGGGGAUGACACAAAGUCUUUUUGGACAAUUGUAUAUGCUCUGUAAAUAGUCUUUAUUUUAUUGUACACCGGUUUUCAUUGUCUGCAGGUGCAUUGUUGAGAGUACUUUCUGCAAUCCAAUGUUUGUUUUAGUAUAUAUAUAUAUAUAUAUAUAUAUAUAUAUAUAUAUAUAUAUAUAUAUAUAUAAAUAAAUAUAAAUAUGUAUAACAUGCAUUUCUUUCUUGCUGUAUGACAGUAGUUUUUUUCCCUCUUUUAUUGUACAUUUGUAAGAAUAUUUUUCAUGCCCAUUUUCACGUUGUUAGACGAGUCACACCAGAAUGAUUGUAAGAGGUUUUCACAAAACAUCACGCAGUCUGUAGCUUAUUAUCUCUUGCUGGCCAACACUGGGUUCAAGAUCAGGCUACCUGUGAGCAAUACUGAGGCGGAACAACAACAAGAAAACAUCCACGUUCUAUCUGGCUGCGACAGGACAAUCAAUGCUCUGACCUCACUGUGAAUCAACCGCUGCCACAGACACACUUGGGGGAGGUCUUACUUGAACCUUGGAAAGCUUUUCAAAGGCCUUUUAAAAUCAAAGAGCAUCGUGACCGAAUGUUCCGAUUUGUAGGUACAAUCUCCUCAUUCACAUUAUGAAUGUUUGCCACCCGUGUCCACCGUUUGCAUUUCUUCUUUUCACCCCACAUUGGGUUUUUACCUUGCAGCCACACAUCUGCUCCGCCAACGUAUCUCAGGUCUUGUAUAAGUCUCCAUCCGUCUUUGUCUUGAAAUCAACUCGUUUGCAUGAUUUGAGCCAAGCUGCUGCCCGUGAUUGAGUGGUCCUAGUGCUUUGUUUGAAAAAAUAAAAUAAAAAAUGUACAGAACCGCUCCCUGGUGAGCGAUGGAGGAGCACCGACCCAGUACUGACCACAGUGCAUCACGCACCCUGUGGAAUUAGGACUGAAACUAACACAUUUGUAAUUGUACCCAUUCAAAGGGCAUGUUUUUGUAUCCGUGGUGCUCUUUCAUGAUGUUGAAGAAUAAAAAUGUG
Messenger RNA from Phycodurus eques (leafy seadragon), 10594 nucleotides. RefSeq names its product solute carrier family 38 member 4 (gene slc38a4). The transcript has 17 exons. The record is from RefSeq and is a predicted model, not a curated record. Gene Ontology annotation, molecular function: amino acid transmembrane transporter activity. NCBI's taxonomy places the organism in Eukaryota, Metazoa, Chordata, Actinopteri, Syngnathiformes, Syngnathidae. Gene Ontology annotation, biological process: amino acid transmembrane transport. Bases 6660 to 8294 code for a protein of 544 amino acids.